UCACAUUGCCCAUCUUACAUGCAUCAUUGUCUCUCUCACCGCUCUGCUUUGCUGGCUUUCAGUUCUCCAUUGUUGGCCUUUUAUGGGGCUUGUCUGCUGAACUGAAGAAAAGCAAAAGGAAAGGGUUUCAGUUUAACUAAUUUUCAACAAAAUAAAAUAACUUAAGUUUCAAUUUUUAAUUCCUCCAUGUACCUCUUCAUCAAUAUUUUUUCCCACCAUCUACAUAGACAACACAACUAGAUUGCAGCAUAGACAGUGGUACACACAUAUAUAAAAAAGAAAGAAGAAAAUCAACCCCACUUUGUUUUUUAUUUUGAUUUGUUGGAUCCACAGAUCUACUGGUUUCACAUACUCUUAAUUUGAUCAUUCUCUUCUUCAACUGGAGCAUCAUCCAACAUAGCUUCCAGUCAAUAGUCUAAUUGUUGGGUGCAGGAUCAUAGUGGCUGAAUAUUCUUGGGGGUGAAGUUGUUCUUGGGUGAUUGAUAGAUGUGGAAACUUCUGAAGGUUGUGUGGCAAGAUGAGGGAUGUUAUCAGAGUUGAUGAACUAUUUGACGGCCUGCUUUCGACCAAAUUCAAGUCGAUACGUGCACACUGGUUCAGAUGCUGGAGGUAAACAGGAUGGACUCUUGUGGUACAAAGACUUGGGGCAGCACUUACAUGGCGACUUUUCAAUGGCUGUGGUCCAAGCCAACAACUUGCUGGAGGAUCAGAGCCAAUUUGAAUCAGGCAGCUUGAGCUCCAGCGAUUCCAGUCCUUAUGGUACCCUUGUUGGUGUCUAUGAUGGGCAUGGAGGGCCCGAGACAUCGCGGUUUAUCAAUGAUCACUUACUUCACCAUCUCAAGAGAUUUACUGCAGAGCAACAAUCAAUGUCAGUGGAUGUAAUUCGCAAGGCAAUCCAAGCAACAGAAGAGGGAUUUAUGUCACUUGUUGCCAGAGAGUGGUCAAUGAAACCACAGAUUGCAGCUGUUGGAUCAUGUUGUCUUGUUGGUGUUAUUUGUAAUGGAACCCUUUAUAUAGCAAAUCUCGGUGAUUCCCGUGCUGUUUUGGGGAGAGCAGUCAAGGCAACUGGGGAGGUUUUAGCCAUGCAAUUGUCACCAGAGCAUAAUGCAUCAAUAGAGUCCGUUAGACAUGAGUUGCAAUCUUUGCACCCUGAUGAUCCAAACAUUGUUGUUUUGAAGCAUAAUGUGUGGCGUGUGAAGGGCCUUAUACAGGUAUCUAGAUCUAUUGGUGAUGUAUAUCUGAAAAAGCCCGAGUUCAAUAGAGAACCUCUAUAUGUAAAAUUUCGACUUCGUGAGCCAUUCAAAAGGCCAAUAUUGAGCUCAGAACCAUCGAUAUCAGUACACCAGUUGCUUCCACAUGAUAAAUACGUUAUUUUUGCAUCUGAUGGGCUUUGGGAGCACCUUAGCAAUCAAGAAGCUGUUGAUAUAGUUCAAAAUAAUCCCCGGCAUGGUAUUGCAAGGAGGCUAGUGAAAGCUGCCCUUCAAGAAGCAGCAAAGAAGAGAGAAAUGAGAUAUUCAGAUCUAAAGAAAAUUGACCGCAGCGUUCGUCGGCAUUUCCAUGAUGAUACUACUGUGAUUGUUGUGUUUAUUGACUCAAAUCAUGUGAGUAGGGCAAGCUCUGCCAAGUUUACUAAUAUUUCGGUUCGAGGGGGAGGUGUCAACCUUUCUCUUAACGUACUGGCACCUCGUACAACACCAAUAAAGGCUAGUGCUACCUGAUUUAAGUUGUAUCUUUGUCUUUGAUGUAUCAUUUUCAUGUGUCAAUACCAGGUAUAUUCGAAUGAAGAAUGUCAGCAACACACUCAUUGGGACAUAUUCUUUUUAACACACUAUCUAUUAUUGUUUAGAAGUUACAAAAUCAUGAUUGAGACUCAUUAGAUAAGUAAUGGGACUCACAAAAUUUUAUUAUUUAUAAUAAAUUUCGAUUUCAGCAUUUAGUAGAAAGUGUGUACAAAAGUAUUUGUUAGUUAGUGUGUUGCUAACAUAUCUCAUUUCAAAUAGCAACAAGAAGUGCAACAAGAAGCGCGACACUUCAAUUCUUUAAAUGUGAAACUGUAACUUGAAUACUUGUGUUUAGGUUAUUUCCCACAAUUCUCAGAAGAGAUAUUCAGAUGAUCAUUAUAAGAGUUGUCUUUGCAUCAUUUUGUCUU
This is a messenger RNA of Cajanus cajan (pigeon pea), 2149 nucleotides long. Its product is annotated as putative protein phosphatase 2C 79. The record is from RefSeq and is a predicted model, not a curated record. NCBI's taxonomy places the organism in Eukaryota, Viridiplantae, Streptophyta, Magnoliopsida, Fabales, Fabaceae. Gene Ontology annotation, biological process: protein dephosphorylation. Gene Ontology annotation, molecular function: protein serine/threonine phosphatase activity; cation binding.